UUUGUUUUUCUCAAUUUGGUUGGUGGUUCCUUCGGGUAAAAUGGAAAAGUUUUUGCGCAUAACAAAUAAAGACAGUGACAGUGUCUCUUCGUCUGCUGGUUCUUCGUCUGCUGGGUCUUCGUCUGCUGGUUCUUCGUCUGCUGGGUCUUCGUCUGAUUUUGAGCCGCCUUGCAAGCGCAAAAAAAGCGCGUCCGAAGUAUGGAAGCACUUUGAAAAGUGCAAGAACAAGAUGUUUGCCAAAUGUCGUCUUUGUGGAAAGGAAUACAAAACGUCCGGAAAUACGACAAACUUGUCGGAUCACCUCAAACAUGUGCAUCCAUUGAAGACAGCUGUGACUGCAGAUAAUUUGUCGAAAAUAGACGAUUUUGUAAGCCGUUCUGAGGCGUACGCUCCCACAUCGACUAAAAAGACGGUGUUGGAUAAAGGUCUUGCUCAAAUGGUGGCAUCAGAUGUGCAACCAUUCAGUAUCGUGGACGGUGUGGGAUUCCGCAAUUUUGUACGCCUACUUGACCCGAAGUAUGUCUUGCCCAGUAGAACAACACUGCAGCAUGUACAUACAAAAAAUAUGUAUGACGAAACAGUUGUGAAAUUGAAAAGCAAGCUGAAUGCAAUAGAACACUGCUCAAUUACAACAGAUUGUUGGACGUCCCGUGCCAAUACGAACUUUAUUACAGUAACGUGUCAUUUUAUUGACGAUUUUAAAUUAAAAUCUGCUGUACUGGCUACACAGCCCCUUCUGAAUGAAUCGAAUCACUGCAGUAAUAAUAUCGCUGAAACAGUAAAGAACAUUUGCGAUGAAUUUGUUGUUUUUGAUAAAAUUGAAACUGUUGUUACUGACAAUGCAGCUUCAAUGAAAAAGGCAUGCGAAUUGAUGCAAAAAAAACACCUAGGCUGCUUUGCCCACUCCUUGAACUUGAUUGUGCAAGAGUCACUGGCAAUAAAGAAUGUUCAAUCAGUUUUAAAAUGUGUAAAGAGUAUUGUCACGUACUUCAAAAGCAGCUCGAUUGCAUAUGCAAAUUUAAAAAAAGCCCAAAAUACUGCAAAGCCUUUAAGCCUGAUUCAGGAAGUGCCUACGCGUUGGAACAGUGCAUUCCACAUGCUUAAGCGGGUCCUCCUUAUUAGAGAGGCCAUUUGCUCAGUUUUACUCACAACUUCGAAGGCACCAUUGCCCUUGACAGAGGAUCAGUUUUUAUUGAUUGAGGAUAUCUGUGCCAUUUUAGAGCCAUUCGAGACAGCAACCUUGAACACGUCGGCUUCAAAAACAGUAACUAUAUCCUUAAUAAUACCAACAACGCUUGGCUUAUUAAUAAAGUUAGAUAACUUAAAGCCAAAAACGAAGACGAUUGUGGGGGCUGAAACCUGUUCAUUUUUAACAACAAAAUUAAAAAGCAGACUGUCUCCAUAUGAAACCAGAACGGUUACACGGAUGGCAACGAUACUCGAUCCGCGCUUUAAAAAGGAAGGAUUUCAUAACCCAGCUAAUGCAGACCAAGCAGUGAUAGCAUUGGAAAACCACUUAGCAUCUUUCAUAAAUGUGCAAAAUCUAUGUACAACCGAGGAACCGCCAACCAAUACAAAAAACACAGACCUGUAUAGUUUUGUGGCUGAAAAAGUGCAGCAGAAGCCAAAAAACAAUAGGGCAAAUGCAAUAAUAGAGUUGCGUCAAUUUUUCGAGCAACGCAAUGCAUCCCAGGGAAUAGAUCCGCUUGAAUAUUGGAAGAUUAAUGAAACACAAUUUGGUUCUCUUGCGCAAUGCGCAAAUAAAUAUUUAUCGGUUCCAGCAACCUCGACAGAGUCGGAGCGAGCCUUCAGCAAAGCUGGGGAAAUCGUUAAUGAAAAACGUGCAGCACUGAAGCCAAAGGCAGUAAACAUUUUGUUAUUUUUAUCAAAGAACCAAUGGCUAAGCGACGAAUAGAUCUCAACCAAAAAUUAAUAGU
Drosophila obscura is the source of this 1937-nucleotide messenger RNA. Its product is annotated as zinc finger BED domain-containing protein 4-like. Lineage: Eukaryota; Metazoa; Arthropoda; Insecta; Diptera; Drosophilidae. Gene Ontology annotation, molecular function: DNA binding; protein dimerization activity. Bases 41 to 1915 code for a protein of 624 amino acids. The record is from RefSeq and is a predicted model, not a curated record. The transcript has 3 exons.